Molecule: messenger RNA, 1141 nt
Organism: Aptenodytes forsteri (emperor penguin)
Lineage: Eukaryota; Metazoa; Chordata; Aves; Sphenisciformes; Spheniscidae
Gene: SFT2D1
Product: SFT2 domain containing 1
Exons: 7
Coding region: 1-480 (159 amino acids)
Biological process (GO): vesicle-mediated transport
Cellular component (GO): membrane
Source: RefSeq, a predicted model, not a curated record
AUGUUCUUUAGGUUGUUCAAAACUGGGUUUGUAAUACCCUUUUUUUUUUCCUCUCCUAUUAAGGUCCUUGAUGCCUCAACACUCAGCUUUGGUACUCGAGUCAGAUGGUUUGCCAUAUGUUUUGUUGCUGGCAUUGUGUGUUCUAUUCUUGGAACAGCAUUGCUAUGGCUCCCAAAGGGGAUCAAACUUUUUGCAGUGUUUUACACCCUGGGAAAUAUCGCUGCAUUAGCCAGUACAUGUUUCCUGAUGGGGCCACUGAAGCAAUUGAAAGCAAUGUUUGAGCCAAAAAGAUUAAUAGCUACAGUUGUGAUGUUGCUUUUCCUAGUAUUGACUCUGUGUGCUGUAUUCUGGUGGAACAAAAAAGGUUUGGCGGUGUUAUUCUGCAUAUUGCAGUUCUUGGCAAUGACCUGGUAUAGUCUGUCAUAUAUUCCUUUUGCAAGGGAUGCUGUGAUUAAAUGCUUCUCCUCCUGUCUAGGGUAAAUUAAAACCAGGAACCACUGUAUGCUUUAAAAGCCAACUUUUAUUCCUCUGUGAAUCUUGCUCGGGAAACUAUACUUUUCCACUCAUGAAAUACCCAGUAACAAUUUAGUAGUUCCUUGCCUUUUGCAUUUGGGGGAUUAAAUAAUUUUUACUAGAAACAGUUUUAAAAAUACAUUGGGUGAACUGUUUGUGUUUACCCUGGAACUUUUAGGCUUCUUUUAACAAAAAAGUACAUUUAAAUACCUUGUGCAGAGUAGUCUUAAAACUACCUUGCAUCCAGUAACACAGUUUAUUCCCCAGUGGAGGCGGGCCACUACAAUCUGGGUAGUAUGCAUAAAGAUUUCAUUACAGUUCUGUCUAAAAUUUGCAGUGUGCCAUUUAUGUUUGUAUAUUAUUCAUUGUAUGCUUUUCCAAAGACAGAGUUUUAUAAACAUUGUAAAGAUUUGGUAAGUUAUAUGCUCCUUUGAAAUGUCUAUACGUGUGCCUUACGGGAAGAGCUUAAUGAGAAUAUGUGAAAGGUCUGUUUAAAGCCUGUUGGAUGUUAUUAAAAAGCUAUAUUUUAAACGAUUUUUUUUUUUACUUUCAUACUUAAAUACUUCUUACUAAAAGAACUUAUGGCUAAUGUAUAAAUGCGACUUGUGAAAUAAACUAGUUUUAAAGG